Molecule: messenger RNA, 1191 nt
Organism: Geodia barretti
Lineage: Eukaryota; Metazoa; Porifera; Demospongiae; Tetractinellida; Geodiidae
Source: the annotation of a GenBank genome assembly
AUGGCACGAUAUCGAGUAGCGGUGGACACCGGAGGGACCUUUUCCGACUUCGUUUUCUUCAAUGAGGACAGCGGCGAGAUCAGCAUCACCAAGGUGCCCUCGACCCCCAAGGAGCCGUUCCAGGCGGUGCUCAACGGGGUCCAGGAGCUGCUCGACCGGGGAGUGCCGGCCGGGGACGUGAGCUUCUUCUCCCACGGCACGACCGUGGGCACCAACGCCCUGCUGGAGGAGAAGGGGGCGGUCAUGGAGCAGAGCCGGGGCUACGGGCCGGUGACCUACGACCUCUUCUUCGAGAAGCCCCGCCUGCUGGCCAGCCCGUACACCACCGAGGAGAUCCCCGAACGCGUGGAUUUCCAGGGGCGGGCGCUCACACCGGUGGACCUGAAGCAGGCGGCGGAAGCCAUCCGCCGGCUCAAGGCCAAGGGCGUGGAAUCCGUGGCCGUGUGUUUCCUGUUCUCCUUCCUGAACCUGGACCACGAGCUGGCGGUCAAGAAGCUCAUGGCCGAGGAGUUCCCGGAGGCGAGCCUGUCGCUGUCGUGCGAGGUGCUGCCGCAGAUCCGCGAGUUCUUUCGCAUGAGCACCACGGUCAUCAACGCCUACAUCGCGCCCGUGAUGAGCGCCUACCUGAACCGGCUGGAGACCCGCCUGAGGGAGAUGGGGGUCGACACGCCCCAGCUCUACAUCAUGCAGUCCAACGGCCGCGUGUCGACGUUCAAGACCUCGGCCCGCAAACCGGUGGCCACGGUGCUCUCCGGGCCCGCGGGGGGCGUCAUCUCGUCGCUGGGCGUCAGCGGCAAGGUCGGCAUCGACAACAUCAUCACCUUCGACAUGGGCGGCACCAGUUGCGACGUGGCGCUGAUCCACCAGGGCCGCCCGGUGGUCACCAACCAGGGCCGCAUCAGCCAGCGGCCCAUCAGCCUGCCCAUGCUCGACAUCCACACCGUGAGCGCGGGCGGCGGCACCAUUGCGCGCAUCGAUUCGGUGGGGGCGCUCCAGGUGGGACCCGACAGCGCCGGCGCCGACCCCGGCCCCAUCUGCUACGACCACGGCGGCGAGAACGCCACCGUCACCGAUGCCAACGUCAUCCUGGGGGUGCUGGACCCCGACCACUUCCUUGGCGGGCGCCUCACCCUCGACAAGGAGAAGGCAGAGUCGGUGGUGGAGGAGCGGAUGCCAAGCCCCUGGGGCUGA